UAUGAAACUCCCCCAGCCCACUUCCACUUCCAUUCUAAACGUCACUGCUUCACCUCCCAUUUCCUCCUCCGCCCUUCAAAGAGGCCAUCUCUGACCUUUUUGACACUGACAGUACCUCUCUUAUACUCCUGAUUUAUCACGACAGCAGCUGGCUGCACCACCUAAUCAACUGCGAUAGCAACAGAGCAUUGCGCUCACCCCUCAGACCUUCAAUUACAGCUCAAGUCAUACUCUGAGGUUCGAUACCGACUCCUCAACCUACAUCAAGCAAGCCCAUCGCGCAAUAGGCGCAACUUCAUCCCGCUCGAAUAAUCAUCGAUGAGACACUCUACGAACAUAUUAGCUACAAAAGAAACACUUUGACAUAACACAUCAUGGCGUCUUGGUACUCAAACCUCGUCCAGAAGACAUCUUCUCAAAUCUCCUCCCUCCGCCAGAAUCUUCUCUCCAGCGAACAAGACGGCGACUCCGAAGACGACACUCACGUCUGCCGCGUUCUUCGUGGCUACUACACAGAAAAGGGGCGCCCAUUCCCCCCAUGGCUGCCCGUGGAUCCCAAGGCACCAGCCCAACAACCCAUACAGCCCGUCAUGACACCACAAGCCGGCCAGCGCCCCGGCGCUCCAGGUCAGCAACACGGCGGUCUGAGUAGUCUAUGGGACAACGGACCCCAACAGCCACAACAACAAGCGCCUCAGAGCCUUCGGGCUGGAGGUGGACGAACACCCGCAUCGCUGCAACCUGGAGGCGGCGGUGGUGAUAUUAAUAGGCGACCACUGCCAAGUCAGCAGCGCGCGGGUAGCUACCAGAGCACGAGCGGUCAAUUCGGUAGGCCCGAAACGGCCAGCGUGCCACCUGGUGGUGCUUCGGGAGGCGGAGGCGGAGGAUCUGCGCAAGAUAGAUUACGACAGAGGCUUUGGGGAGGAGGAUCUAGAACAACGAGUCCUCAGGCUGGAAGUCAAGGACCUUUCAAUCCUCCCGGUGGAAAUAAUGGAGGAGGUGGUGGCGGCGGCGGCGGUUAUGAAGACCGAUUUGCGCCAGGCGGAAUGUAUGAUCAAGCAGGUGGCGGCGGUAACGCUGGGUUGAGGAGAGGAGGCUUGCCCAGCGGACCGAGGGGAUACAGAUAAAGCCCCUUCUUGUAAUAAGAAGUGAAGCAUACGUUGGAUGUCUGGCGUUUACGUUCUUUGAGAGGAUAGACCGGCGUUUUUACCUGGUAACAAGCACUUUUGUUUACUUGAUGUUAUGUCCCGCACCAAGGAAUCGUGAUAUGCAUCUUGUGUAUUCAGACCCGGUGGUAGCAAAGGGCUUCUUAUAUAUAUCAGAACAUUGCUAACUUACCGUCAUACCAUGAACUCCUUGCCAGAAAUUACUGAAACCAAUAAAUCCCCAAAACAUAAAAAUACAUGCAGUAGACGUUAAUCAAUAGAACCUCAACUACUUGUUCUCAGAUA
Fusarium verticillioides 7600 is the source of this 1451-nucleotide messenger RNA. RefSeq lists its product as hypothetical. The record is from RefSeq and is a predicted model, not a curated record. Bases 375 to 1127 code for a protein of 250 amino acids. The transcript has a single exon. NCBI's taxonomy places the organism in Eukaryota, Fungi, Ascomycota, Sordariomycetes, Hypocreales, Nectriaceae.